Rhizophagus irregularis DAOM 181602=DAOM 197198 is the source of this 617-nucleotide messenger RNA. Lineage: Eukaryota; Fungi; Glomeromycota; Glomeromycetes; Glomerales; Glomeraceae. The record is from RefSeq and is a predicted model, not a curated record.
UUGUUAAAUUAAGGAGAGGCCGUUGAUCAGAUUUUCGUGAUUAAUCAUAUUAACGUAAUUUGCUCCAAAAGUGUAUUCCAAAAUCGAUCCUGCGAAUCAUAUAAAAAGGUGAUGUCCCGGUUAGUGAACUCUUUUAUCUGUCUUGCGCAACUAAAGCAAAAAUCAAACGAAAAAAUGUUCCAAAAUAAAACGGACACAUUACUCUUCUUGUUAUUUAUCGGCAUUUUGAUCUUCGCCGAGAAAAUCUUUGACAAUCAUCAUGCGUACAGUAUUACAAAAAUAAAUUCCCGGGAUGAGAUAUUAUUAUCUUAUCUAAUCAACUCCAUAUUUAUCAUCAGCGUAUUGAUAACAUGUCGAAUUCUUAAUACUUGGUGCAGUAUUGUACUGGUCACAAAAAAAUUAAGCGUCAAAUUUCAGGCGGACUGGAAUAUUCUGAAAAUGAAUCAUGAUUCGAUUAAUCUCGUUGAAGUUCUCUUACAUGUAAUAAUCUUUUAUAUAGUUUGUGCGAGUGUUAGUGAUAUAGAUAGGCGUAGAUAUGGGUGGGAUAAUUUAUUUGAAAAAUUUUAUGUAAAUGUGAGAGCAAAGAAAUAACUCGAUGCUGGGACUCGCAUUAAAUG